Messenger RNA from Thamnophis elegans (Western terrestrial garter snake), 3158 nucleotides. RefSeq lists its product as uncharacterized. The transcript has 4 exons. The coding region runs from base 999 to 2477 and encodes 492 amino acids. NCBI's taxonomy places the organism in Eukaryota, Metazoa, Chordata, Lepidosauria, Squamata, Natricidae. The record is from RefSeq and is a predicted model, not a curated record.
CUAUAAAAAACAUGGACUAAAAUUUUACCAUCAGGAUACUAUGGACUUCUGAAAUUAUAACUGCAGGAGUGAUUGAGAAUUAUCUACAGAAAGUUGCAGUGGAUUCAGGUAUUGGUUUUGAUUUGAAGAACCAAUGGCCAUAGCUUGAACAUCAUCUGUGGCAAUCUGUCAUAAAGAAUUGUUGGAAGUCCAAUUCUGACAACUGCUGUACUUCUUGGUAACUCAACUAUGCUUGAGCUCGCACCCCACACUGUCACAGAUUGCAGUUUAGAUGUUGCAGCAAACCUAGUAAGAUUUAUCUUCUUCACUUGACAGAACAACACAGAUGUUUGCCUGUGCAAUGUUACCUCAUCAUGAAUGUUAUCUAUUUUGCCCUGACUCAGCAGAGGCUGUGUACAUUCAUAUAUUUAAUCCAGAAUUUAUUAUUACAUUUUUAGAAAACACCCAACAGCUUAUAAGAUGUUGAACAUACACUUAUUUUAGCACAGUUGUUACUUAUUGUUACUACAGAAAUAUUACUGGAUGAUUCUGUUCCAAAUUAUUUGAAAUUAAUUCUAUUAGAGUUGAAGCUAAAAGUAAAAUCUCUUAUUGGGAAUACAAAAAAACAGCAGCCAUGUGAAUGGAUAACAGGAUUUUAAAAGAAUCCUCAUAUGCAUCGUCCCUCUCUUUACAGGUUCAUAAACCUUGUCAGGAAAGGUGUCCCUGAUAGUUUCUACAUAUCUAAUGUGGUGUUAUGUAUUCUGAAACAUACAAAAGGGCCGGCAACAGCUCUGCUGCUCCCUGAUUGGGUAGGACGCAGCAGAGGCUGUUGCUAGCCUUCCCUAACAGCUAAUCUUCCCUGAUUGGCCGAGGUACUGCAUCGGCAGUUGCUGAGCAGAACCCGGCCCCUGAUUGGUUAAUGUGAUUGUUACAAUUACUAUAAAUACUGGGCGCGUAUUGUGAAACCUUGAAUCGUUAUCUUACUUCCUGAACAAUAAAGACCAUCUUUCUGGCUAUCCAUGGCUCCUGCGUAUCCAUCCAUUCAAUACCUAAAACUGGCGACGAGGGUGGGAUCCGCGAUUCCCGCGGGGCCUGGAAGAAGAAAGAACAGCCAGUCGCAGCCACCUCUACUUCGCACAACUUCAGAGGCUACCCGAGCUACCUUCGCACAACUCCGAGGCUACCUUCCAGCAGCAGCAGCAGCCGUAGCCACCGCCGUUGGAGCCUGCCAGCGUCUCUGCCAACUUGGCAUCGAUCAGACGCGGCCUCCGUCCGCCCUGAGGGGGUGUCCCGCACUCACCUCGGACGGAGUGCCGCCGAUGCGCAAGGACGAGCAAUGGACCGUGAGGCUCAACCGCGGAGAAGAGCCCGUGAAGGACCUGCCGGAACUCAAGGCCAGCAUGCGCCCAGCUGAAGCAGUUUCCAGCAACCGAGGAGCUUCAAUUUACGCCAACUCGGAGGACGAGCAACAGACCCCCGGUCUACACCUACUCCGAGGACGAGCCGCAGUCUGCGGAAGCCAACCUCAGCCGGAACUGUCUGGGCCCAAAGCUGUUGGGUUUUCCGUGCACCUCACGGAUCCAGCCAGCUGUCCCGAUAGCACAAACUGCUUCGCGAUCUGGCCACUCAGCCUGCCUGCGAAGUCUGCCUACCACGGAGCAACUCUAACCUUCCGCUCAGAAGCCGCCUGCUGCUUCCCGUUCGAGCCAACCCUUCCUGCCGCGAAGAGCUCAACGCCUUGCCUCCGCAGCUUGCCUGCAAAUCCUUGCUGCCUUCCGAAGAGCUGCCUCUACCUGCCGCCAAAGUCUCGCUGCUUCCAAAGCCUCGAGCAGCCGAGAAGCCUUGCCGCCGCUGCCUGCCUCUCCACUGCCUGCCUCCAAUGCGAGGAGCCACUGCCUUCCUGCGAAUCCUGCCAGCCAGGGAGCCAAGGGCCACCGCCUGCCUGCCUUCUGCCUCCACGGCCGGCCUCCCCGCUCAGCCGCCUCCACUCCCUGCCUCCCCGCGAGCAUGCUUCCCAACGAGAAGCUCGGGAAGCUCCGGGGCCAGCCAGAUCAAGCCGCCGCGACCUCCUCGCUGCCUCACCGCCUGCGCAGCCUGCCUGCCGGCUCUCAUCCGCCUCCUGGGCCAACUCAGCUGUCUUCCGAGUCGCUCUCAACACUCAUCAACCCAGCCGCCCAGGGAGUGCCUCUGCCAGUAUGCGAGAGGCCAGGAAGUCACGGGCCGCCGUCCCAUUCCUGCCUCUACUUCUUCCCUUCCGCCGGACCUCCGCACUGCCCUGCCAGUCCAUCCACCUCCGCGCAAAGCCCUGCCUCUGCUCCCCGCUAACUGACCUUCCGAAGCCAUCCGCGGGCCGCCUCCGGGGCCGGUCUUCGCUUCAGAGGUUGCCUCCGAGCCCAGGACCAGGAGAAUUCAAAGGGGUUUGUUUGGGCAUGCGCAGAACAGGGAGGGGGAAAAAAGAAAGAAGUGAAACUGAGAAACUUGUAAAAAUGUGUACUUAGCUGGGGGGGGGGAAUGUAAAUGAGAAGUUGCUAAAAUGGGGUAACGUAAAGGAGAAGUGAAAAAUAGAGUAUGCAGAGGAAAUGUUGAAUGAAUUAACUGGGGGGAAGGAGAAGUGAAUGAAUUUAACUGUACAUGAAAUGUGAAUUAACUGGGGGAAAGGAUUUCUUCGUAAUAACAAAGCAGAAUUGAAUUUGCUUCUGGGUAAUCUUAGUUCUAAAAUGUUACACACACACACGCAAAUGUAACACACAGACAAACUGAUUAAAAUGAGUUAAUGUUCUUACAAUGUUCUGGAACGUUCAAAGCUCCUUGUUAUGAUCCUAUGUGUUCCCCCCCCCCAUCAAACAGUCACCACCUCUCUAAGUCCAUCUACAACGAAGAGACCUGAUCCGAGAUCGUCUGCGCAUGCUCCUUAGCCAAGCUUGCGCAGAUCUGGGGGGAAGGGGUGUUAUGUAUUCUGAAACAUACAAAAGGGCCGGCAACAGCUCUGUUGCUCCCUGAUUGGGUAGGACGCAGCAGAGGCUGUUGCUAGCCUUCCCUAACAGCUAAUCUUCCCUGAUUGGCCGAGGUACUGCAUCGGCAGUUGCUGAGCAGUACCCGGCCCCUGAUUGGUUAAUGUGAUUGUUACAAUUACUAUAAAUACUGGGCGCGUAUUGUGAAACCUUGAAUCGUUGUUAUCU